Molecule: messenger RNA, 2193 nt
Organism: Salvia splendens (bonfire salvia)
Lineage: Eukaryota; Viridiplantae; Streptophyta; Magnoliopsida; Lamiales; Lamiaceae
Product: dehydrogenase/reductase SDR family member on chromosome X-like
Exons: 9
Coding region: 952-2109 (385 amino acids)
Source: RefSeq, a predicted model, not a curated record
UUCAUGAUAAUCAUGUUUUACACUUGCCACAAAAUCAAAAUACUCACCUCUCUCCACGUCUCUAUUCCCUCUCUCAUUGCUGAAGGAACAAAUUUAAGGUUAGAAAAGUUUUUUGUUCUGCUGUUAAUUUUGAUGACUUCAAAUUUUAUAUGUGGAAGUAUGCUUAUUUGUGCUGAAAUUUUAGGAAGAGUAUAGCUUGGUCGUGAAGAUUCAUAGUACAUUUUUAGGAGAAAAUGAUUGUGCUUUACAACAUCAAACAAUGCCAAUACCUUGCCGCCCUCCACUUGUUCGAUAAAAUGAGUAAUUGAUGACCCUCUCUUGUUUUUAAUUAAAAACGGUUGGGUUAAACCGAUUACUUAAAAGCCUGAAUUUGAAUCUCUAGGCGAUUUUUGUUUCAAACAGGUUUUGUGCCUUAAAAUAUUCUCUCACACACUCUUUAGAUGAAUCUUUCAAUCUUUACAGCAUAUAUAUACUGAAGAAACCACCUCUCGAAUCGAAGAUUGUGCAUCUUUUCAUCAUAUAGGCUCUUGUUAGAGGGAUGAAUUAUGCUAAAGAUUGAUAUCUAAGAGACUUUUACAUGUAGCAAUUUUCCUCUUUUGGAAUGCUUUUUCAUUCUUUAUUUUUUAAAUGUGAAUCCAUAUAGAAGCUGAAUAAUUUGGUAAUUGCACCCAACUGAUAGCACCUUAAAUAUUUUCAGUAAAUUUAAUUUCUUUGUUUAUGAUAUCAUUUUUAUUUAUCAAUGGCUAACUCCAAUCUCAACUCUUUUCCUCGUGAUGUAAGUUUUGAGGUGCGAGAGCCUUUUAGCUCACAGCUGCUUGUUCUGUGCCGAAAAGGUUCAAUUUUGAGCCACUCUUGAUCAAACAUUUUCUGUUGGGAAAUUCCUUUUUGCAAAUUUUAUCGACUAUUCACCUUUUAUGUGUAGUAUAGAAGUAUAUUGAAAGGAAAAGAAAAAUGGAAGUAGUGAAAAAUUUGGUUGAGAUUAUUAGUUUUAUGUGCAACUCCGAGUUCUGGAGAAUGGCAAUGCUUUGGACGCUUUCUCUCAUCUCUUCCUAUAUGAGCCUGUUCUAUCAAACCUUAUUCCCGCAAGAGUCGAGAUGCUACCCUCGUUGUUCACUGAAAGACUCGACUUUUGCGUCUCCAUUCGUGGAUAGGCCAAUCUGCAUAAUAACCGGGGCCACGUCGGGUUUGGGUGCUGCCGCUGCACACGCUCUAGCGAAGGAGGGAUUUUAUGUCGUUCUUGUUGGAAGAUCAUCCGAGUUCUUAUCGCAGGCCGUAUCCGAGAUCAAGAGUCGAAACCCUGAUGCUUACCUAAAAGCUUUUAAGGUCGAUUUGUCUUCCUUUGAGUCGAUCCUCGAGUUCAAACACUCGCUCGAGCAAUGGCUACAUGACUCAAACAUGCAUCCGUCUGUUCAGCUCCUGCUAAACAAUGCCGGGAUCUUAGCAACUUCGCGUAGAGUUACUUCUGAAGGAUAUGAUCAGAUGCUCGCCACGAAUUACAUUGGGGCAUUUUGUCUCACCAAAGUUUUGCGUCCCCUUCUUGAAAACAGCGUGGUUCCUUCCCGUGUGGUGAACGUCUCAUCAUUUACUCAUCGAAAUGUUUGCUGCAGGCACGCGGACACAGAAACCAUAUCCGGGAAAUUCUUUAUGAAAUCAAAGUAUUACCCGUAUGCAUCUAUUUACGAGUAUUCUAAAUUAUGCAUAUUACUCUUCUCGUAUGAGCUUCACCGGAAAGUUGGUCUAACGAAGAAAUCUCAACAUCUAUCCAUUGUUGCUGCGGAUCCUGGUGCCGUGAAAACAAACAUCAUGCGAGAAAUCCCUUCAUUCGUGUCGACAAUGGCUUACACAGCACUGAAACUCUUAGGUGCUCUUCAGUCCUCAGAAACCGGCGUGAACGCUAUUGUUGACGCGGCACUGGCCCCUCCGGAAGUAUCAGGGGUCUAUUUUUUCGGAGGGAAAGGUCGGAGUUUGAACUCUUCUGCUCUUUCAUAUGAUGUCGGGCUUGCGAAGGAUCUCUGGGAUGCUUCGUGCGGCCUGUUCGAAGAGCUGCAAGAGGCUGCCCGACGAGAUGGGAACCGUGCAGCUCGUACCGAUGAAAUCCGAGAUAAAUAGAUUCAUACUCUUUAGAUGUUCAAGAGAAAACUUCUGUAUGUUACUUUUUCCAAUUUUAUGUGGAGUAAUUAUUGUUUUAAUAUA